AUGGCAUCCUUGUUCGUUGCGCAGUUGUUACAUUUGGUAGCGCCAUUUAUCUUCGAGUUGAAAAACCAAAGUUUAUGCAAGGCCCUAUCUAUUGUAACGCAUUUUGCUUUCCUAGCUGCUUUUUUCUGGAUGAAUGUGAUGUCUUUCGACAUAUGUUUCAUAUUUUCAACGGGGUUUACUAAUUCGGGUGAAAGGGGAAGUCCUUCAAAGCGUGUGCUGUUUUACAGGUUCUAUGCUUGGUUGGGUGCUGUUAUCAUAGUUGGGUCUGCAGCCUCGGUUGAGUAUACUUCGGAUUCAAGUUUUAAACCCGGAUAUGGUGAUGGAGUCUGUUGGAUUUCAAAUAGCAGAGGGUUGAUGGUCUUCUUCCUGGUCCCCAUCGCAAUUCUGUUGUUUUCAAAUUCUGUUUUCUUCCUAAUAUCUGCCGUAAGUAUACACAUGUCAUCCAAGAAAACUUCCCGGAUUCUGAAGAGAAAGAACACUUGCAAAUUACUAAUUUACACAAAACUGUCGGUUGUGAUGGGGUUAACCUGGUGUUUUGGUUUCUCGGCAGCGGCAACUAAUAGUCAGGCGUUGUGGUAUUUGUUCAUUUUCUUCAACACUUUACAAGGAUUCUUUAUAGCAACUUUCUUUUUAUGUACGAAAAAGGUGUUCCAAAUCGUCCGAGAUGGUGCUUCUUCAUUUUAUUCCAAUACCAGGUCGCUUACUGUUAAAAAAUCUUUAACUUCAAAGUCUGGGAAUGAGAAAGGUAGAAAUGCUUCUAGAAAAUUCGAAGCCCGAUAUUAGUGUAGUACAGAAACUUUGUAAGAGAUCUCAUCUAUUCAUCAAGAAUUUUGUUUGUUUGUUUUUGAAUGAAAGGAAUUACCGCCAUAAUUCCAAGCAUCCUUCUCGUAUUCUUAAUUGUAGCAUAUGGCAUUUUUAAUUUCAUGCUACGUAAUAUAAUAACAUU
Ostrea edulis (European flat oyster) is the source of this 946-nucleotide messenger RNA. RefSeq names its product G-protein coupled receptor Mth2-like. Gene Ontology annotation, biological process: G protein-coupled receptor signaling pathway; cell surface receptor signaling pathway. Lineage: Eukaryota; Metazoa; Mollusca; Bivalvia; Ostreida; Ostreidae. Gene Ontology annotation, cellular component: membrane. The record is from RefSeq and is a predicted model, not a curated record. The coding region runs from base 1 to 783 and encodes 260 amino acids. The transcript has a single exon. Gene Ontology annotation, molecular function: G protein-coupled receptor activity.